AUGAACAGACUUGUUUCACCAAACUGUCUCAAGUGCCCUACCUUUCGUGCGGGUAAAUGCGCAGGAAAAGCAACAAAGCGGCUUGUUGCAACUGAUGCGCCGCGUACUCGCAAAGACAAACAGGAAGGAGAUAUUUCUUCCGUUUUUUCAACUUUUUCUGGCCGAAAGAGCGCACCACUUCCCAGCCGCUUCAGGGAUUUAAAGAAGAAUUUGACCGUUGGAUUUGAGGAGGAGAUUCAGAAGUCUUGGGAUGACCUAGUUGAGACUUUGAAAGUUCGGACCGAAGAAGUCGCUACCAAGAGAGAGGCUAUUAUUCCACAACUCAACUUUUCCGAUAUUCAGGCUGGCAAUGUAUCUCCGGCAAACAUUGAAGCCAUUCGACGCACUGGUGUUGCUGUCAUUAGAGGAGUUGUACCAAAGGGUGUCACGGAGGACCUCCUUUCUGAUGUUCGUCAAUACUUUGAUGGCAAAUCCUUCAAGGGAUUCCCAUCGGAUGCGGAAAAGAAGGUUAUCUACGAGUCAUACUGGAGUCCCUCUCAAGUGAAAGCGAGGUCGCACCCUAACAUGCUUUCUGCACAAUCCUGGAUGAAUCAGCUCUAUCGUGCCGAUCCAGACCAAAAGAUUGAUCUUUCGGUCCCAUUGACUUACUGUGACCGCGUUCAGAUCCGUCCUCCUGGUGUCGAGAGGUGGGAGGACAACGCUUACAACCAUGUCUACCGCAACAUAUUCCAAGGAAAAUGGCGCGAGUACAACCCAUGGGAUCUGACUGGUCGUCUUGAUGCCAACAUGAACUUGUAUGAGGCACCAGGAGGUUGCUCUGUCUUCCGAGCGUUCCAAAGCUGGCUUGGACUGUCUCGCCAUGGGCCCCAAGAAGGUACUCUGGUCGUGCAUCCUAUCCUGCAGCCUACCACUGCCUACUGGAUGCUUCGACCAUUCUUUAAGCCAACACGAAAGGGCUCCCUGGACGGAUGGAAGUUUUCACUGGAUGAUGAAGAGGGCAAUAUCUAUUUGCAUGGUGCUAAUCCGGGUACCGCUCAAGAGCAUACCCCUGACCACCACCCUCAUCUCAAUCUCAGCGAGACUAUGAUCCCCUAUCCUACUGUUGAACCAGGUGACACCGUCUUCUGGAGCGCCGAUACAAUUCACGGAACGGAGACUGUGAACUCAGGAAAGAACGAUGCUUGCGUGUUCUACAUUCCUUCGGUCCCGCUGACGCCUAGUAAUGCGCAAUAUGUCGCUCAGCAGCGUGAUGCUUUCUUGAAGGGCGUUCCCCCACCGGACUUCCCCGGUGGCCUUGGCGAGUCUCAGUUCUCCGACAGAGCAACAGUUGAAGAUAUCCAGUCUGAAGCUGGUAGGGCUGCUAUGGGUCUGGAUCCUAUCAAGCCGAAUGGCAAGAACGACAAGCUUGUGCAAGAGAUCAACAACAUUCUGGGCCACUAG
Messenger RNA from Penicillium nucicola, 1440 nucleotides. Its product is annotated as DUF1479 domain-containing protein. The coding region runs from base 1 to 1440 and encodes 479 amino acids. The transcript has 8 exons. The record is from RefSeq and is a predicted model, not a curated record. NCBI's taxonomy places the organism in Eukaryota, Fungi, Ascomycota, Eurotiomycetes, Eurotiales, Aspergillaceae.